Messenger RNA from Lodderomyces pseudojiufengensis, 915 nucleotides. It is a transcript of the gene ERG251, whose product is annotated as Erg251p. Gene Ontology annotation, biological process: ergosterol biosynthetic process. Bases 1 to 915 code for a protein of 304 amino acids. Lineage: Eukaryota; Fungi; Ascomycota; Pichiomycetes; Serinales; Debaryomycetaceae. The record is from RefSeq and is a predicted model, not a curated record. The transcript has a single exon. Gene Ontology annotation, molecular function: C-4 methylsterol oxidase activity; iron ion binding.
AUGGACAAUCUCCAAAUAAAUUCAAUUAACUCCACAUCAAUAUUUCACAAUGUUCAAUAUACGAAUUUAAAUUAUAUAGAACAAUUAUGGGCAAGAUGGUACACAUUCAUUGGGAAUGAUAUAGUUGCAACAGGAUUACUAUUUUUUUUAACUCAUGAAAUAAUGUACUUUGGUAGGUGUUUACCUUGGUUUAUUAUUGAUCAAAUAUCAUAUUUUAAGAAAUACAAAAUCCAACCAGAUAGAAUUCCAUCAAAUCAUGAACAAUGGGAAUGUUUUAAAUCAGUUUUAAAAUCCCAUUUUUUAGUUGAAGCUUUACCUAUUUGGUUGUUUCAUCCAUUAUGUUCAAAACUAGGCAUUACGUAUGAUGUACCUUUUCCAAAUUGGAAAAUUCAAAUUUGUCAAAUCAUAUUCUUUUUUAUAUGUGAAGAUUUAUGGCAUUAUUCAUUUCAUAGGUUAUUUCAUUAUGGAUGGUUCUAUAAAAAUAUUCACAAAAUUCAUCAUAAAUAUGCAGCACCAUUUGGAUUAGCAGCAGAAUAUGCUCAUCCUGCAGAAGUUGCAGCAUUAGGAGUAGGUACAGUGGGAUUCCCAAUCUUAUACGCUUAUUCAGCUACAAAAUUUAAAAAUUUACCAUCAAUACAUUUAUUUACAAUUACAAUAUGGAUUAUUUUAAGAUUAUUUCAAGCUGUUGAUUCUCAUUCAGGUUAUGAUUUCCCAUGGAGUUUAAAUAAAAUUUUUCCAUUAUGGGCAGGUGCAGAACAUCAUGAUGAACAUCAUCAUUAUUUUAUUGGAAAUUAUGCUAGUUCAUUUAGAAUUUGGGAUUGGUUACUAAGUACAGAAUGUGGUGAUUUAGCUAAACAAAGAAGAGAGAAGUUAAGUCUUUCGAAAAAUGAACAUUUAUAUAAAAAAAAUAGAUAA